This is a messenger RNA of Cordyceps fumosorosea ARSEF 2679, 1350 nucleotides long. RefSeq names its product Ca2+/H+ antiporter. The record is from RefSeq and is a predicted model, not a curated record. Bases 1 to 1350 code for a protein of 449 amino acids. Gene Ontology annotation, cellular component: fungal-type vacuole membrane. NCBI's taxonomy places the organism in Eukaryota, Fungi, Ascomycota, Sordariomycetes, Hypocreales, Cordycipitaceae. The transcript has 3 exons. Gene Ontology annotation, biological process: calcium ion transmembrane transport; intracellular calcium ion homeostasis. Gene Ontology annotation, molecular function: calcium:proton antiporter activity.
AUGAGCAACGACGCAGCUGAAAUGGACCACGGACCGGGUCUACCCACGCCGUCUACCCACAGCGACGACCGGGAAAAGGGCCAGAUGCUCAGGGUCAAGCCCCAGGGCGAGAGCGGUCGCAGCGGCGUGCAUCCGUGGCAUUUUAUUCGCAUCUCCUUCAAGUCUGCCUGCAAGGCCAGUACCCUAUGCAGCGUACUCUGGCCUGUCGUCCCCGCGGCGCUGGCUGUGCGUUAUGCCCUGAGCAAUCACCACAUACUGAUAUUCGUCCUUUCCUACAUUGCCAUUGUUCCCUGUGCCAGUCUCAUCGGCUUCGCCAGCCAGGAGUUUGCCCGCAAGGUGCCACAUGUCGCGGGCAUCAUCGUCGACGCGACAUGCGGCUCUGUCGUUGAACUCGUCUUGUUUCUCGUCUUUCUGCAGAGCGACAACCCAAACAACUUUUACAUCAUCAAGGCAGCCAUCAUGGGCUCCAUAUUGGCAACUAUGCUGCUAUGUCUAGGCGUCGUCUUCCUUGCCGGUGGCCUAAAGCGCGAGGAACAGACAUUCAGUGACGCCAUUAGCGAAGCUGGCAGCGGUCUCCUGCUCAUGGCUGGCGUCGUUCUCUCUGUCCCAACCGUGUUCCGACAAGGCCUGGCCGGCAUGGGCAUCCCCACGGAUCAGCUCGAGUCGGCCACCCUCCACAUUUCGCAUAUCAUCUCCGUGCUCCUCAUCAUCGCCUACCUCAUCUACACCUACUUCCAGGCCCGUACACAUCACGGCAUCUACGACGCUAUCUUCGAAGACGACGAGCAACGCGAGGCCUCUUCCCGCCGCAAGCCCAACGCCGAGGACAUGCUUACCAUGACGGAGUGCCUCAUCGCGCUGGCCAUCUCCAUCUCCCUCGUCACUCUCCUCACCAUCGGUCUCGUCGGUCAGAUUGAGCACGUCAUUGAGGAUACGCACGUCUCGGAUGCUUUCAUGGGCCUCAUUCUCGUCCCGCUUGUAGAAAAGUUUGCCGAGCAUAUCACGGCAGUAGACGAAGCCCGAGGCGAUCGGAUGAACUUUGCCCUGUCUCACGUUCUCGGCUCCACGUUGCAGACGGCACUUUUUACCGCACCCCUCACGGUCGUCGUCGGCUGGGCGCUACAAAAACCCAUGGAUCUCAUUUUUGACAUCUUUCCUGUCGUCAUGCUCAUCCUCUCCAUCUUGACCGUCGGCAAGGUCCUGCAGGAUCAGAAGAGCAACUACCUCGAGGGUAUGCUCCUACUCAUCUUGUACCUCUCCAUUGCUGUGUCGGCGUUCUACUACCCCUUUACCGGUCCUGUUCAUGGGAAGGCCGGCGGCGAAGCCGGCGGCGAGCCUCAUCGGGCAUAG